Molecule: messenger RNA, 504 nt
Organism: Diabrotica balteata
Lineage: Eukaryota; Metazoa; Arthropoda; Insecta; Coleoptera; Chrysomelidae
Source: the annotation of a GenBank genome assembly
GUACAAGAUAGUAGUGAAAAUCAUACAAAUAUGAGAGAAAAGUCUGAACAAAUGCAUACUGCCGUUGAGACCAGCAAUUGGAUUAAUAGAGAAAUAAGAGAAAGCCCACCAAAGUGUGUUCAAGUACCAGUAGAACAGAAAACCCCAGAGAAGUGUGGCGGCCGAUUAAAGUUGACUCUCCGCAUGAAGCGCAGUCCAGUUUUGGACGAGGUUAUAGAAUCCGGAAAUAGUUUAAGUGAGGAUUACUUCGAACCCGAAUAUGAAGUACUUCGAGUGGAAGGAGUAGAUAAUAUUGCGUGUACUCCGUUUUCGCACAGAAAAAAGAGGCAUAAAGCAAAGGAAAGGAGACGCGAGAAAAGACAUAGGUUAGCUGAAGCAGCCCUGCCACAGAUCCCCAUGAAACGCUUAAAGCUUAAAUUUGGCAAUGAGAGCCACACUAUUGACAUCCCGUCCACUAGCACUAAUUGUCAUACAUGAUAAGAACCUGACGAAUCUUGUGGUUGA